CUAUUACAUUCUGAGAUUCCUCUAGACCUGCAAUGAUGCUGCGAGUUCUGGUUUUCUCUGCCCUCCUUUGCUUGGCUUUGGCACAUGGCAGCAGUGAAGAAAGUGAUUCAAAUGUAUCAUCAGAUGACAGUGAAGAGAAUAAUAGCGAGAGGCGAGGUUACUGCCCCAAUAAUGUUACCCUUGAUUCCUGUUCGACCUCUUGUCCUGAAGGCUCCAACUGCUCUGAUUCCGAGUGCUCCUCUGACAUAAACUGCCCUGAACUCCAGAAAUGCUGUCAAACCAACUGUGGAAUGAAUUGCGUUGACCCUGAAUACAAUUCAACUGUAUCAUCGGAUGAGAAUGAAGAGAAUAAUAGUGAAAAGCAAGGUUCGUCAUCAUCAUCAUUGAAUGAAAGUGAAGAAAAUAGCGAUGAGCAAGAUGAUGCAUCAGCAUCAUCAGAUGAGAGUGAAGAGGAUAAUAGUGGGAAGCGAGGUGAUGUCCCAUCAUCACAGUCAUCAUCGGAUGAAAGCAAAGAGAAUAAUAGUCACAAGCAAGAUGACUUAUCAGCAGAAUCAUCAUCGGAUGAGAACAAAGAGAAUCAUAUUGAGAAGCGAGAGCUGACCUGUGAGGAUGAUAAUAAUUGUAAAGAACCCCUAGUCUGCUGGAAAAGACUCUGUGUCCCCCCCAAGCUGAAAGAAAUAUUUGAAAAACCAAAAAGUUACUGAGGACACAGCAACUGAACGACUGAGGAGUCAGUAGAGAAACGGGGAGCACAAGGUUGAUUAAAUGAUUGAUCACGAAAUAAUGACUAGAAUAAACUAGCAAAUCUCUCUAUAUUGUGCUGUUGUUUCAUUCAAAUGUAUUUAUCCAAAAAUGCAUAAUAAAAGCUUAUUGUUGCCAGCAAAUUCUUUAGAGUUU
Molecule: messenger RNA, 897 nt
Organism: Xenopus laevis (African clawed frog)
Lineage: Eukaryota; Metazoa; Chordata; Amphibia; Anura; Pipidae
Product: dentin sialophosphoprotein-like
Exons: 5
Coding region: 33-704 (223 amino acids)
Source: RefSeq, a predicted model, not a curated record